AUGGCUGAUGGGCUCAAUCCUGCUGAGCACUUCUCAAACUGCGGAGGAAUACCACGCGGGGGGGGCGAAUGCCAAGUUGCCAACCUUACUGGUGUUAAGCAUAUUCUCUCGGCCUUUGUCCGGCGCCAGACCAGCAGGGCACUACUUCGGAUAUGGACGACUGAUGAUCGAUCCUCUGGCCCUUUUGGCCUAGACUGGGGACCGUGGAUCGCCUACGCGACCCUCGCUCGUAUCGGCUGGCUUGCUCGGCAACUUGACUCAGAUGAGGACACCUGUACUUCUUCGUCCAGCUCUCUGCUCUUCCGGUGGUUUUGCGCCCUCAAACCCGACGCACCAACUAUGGUGUGGUCAUUACAUAAUCGGUCCGGUAUUUCCGUGGGGACCGGAUUCAGAUUGAAAAAGGCAGGUCGGCUGCCAUGGCCGAAUCCUGGACAAAAAGGGUGA
Molecule: messenger RNA, 444 nt
Organism: Aspergillus neoniger CBS 115656
Lineage: Eukaryota; Fungi; Ascomycota; Eurotiomycetes; Eurotiales; Aspergillaceae
Exons: 3
Coding region: 1-444 (147 amino acids)
Source: RefSeq, a predicted model, not a curated record